Messenger RNA from Diprion similis, 1028 nucleotides. RefSeq lists its product as uncharacterized. Bases 121 to 891 code for a protein of 256 amino acids. Lineage: Eukaryota; Metazoa; Arthropoda; Insecta; Hymenoptera; Diprionidae. Gene Ontology annotation, cellular component: cytoplasm. Gene Ontology annotation, molecular function: ferrous iron binding; ferric iron binding. Gene Ontology annotation, biological process: intracellular iron ion homeostasis; iron ion transport. The record is from RefSeq and is a predicted model, not a curated record. The transcript is spliced from 4 exons.
CGAUCAAAUGACCACUCGACGUGAAGAACAUUCCCCCCGUUAAAUGUUUAUUGUUCAGUAGAGCGUCGAAGCGAGAGUAUUCACGCUACCAGCUGAGCGGCCAACGUUCAUAAAGCCAAUAUGAAGGUUUUCAUAGUUCUUACCGUUUUGGCGGUGACCAUUUUCAUCCCGGCCAAGGCCUCGAUCAGGGGUACGGGCCCGGGGCGGAGUGGGGUUCCUCGAUCAGCUUCGGCCGCGUUUUUGGACACGAUUCCGAAAGCAUUUUGUUACUACGAUGUCCAAUCUGAAUGUAGUCGCCAGUCGCACACGGCUGAUGUGAAAUUGACAAAUUGUAACGCCUUGUACGGAAAGUUUGGCGGUAUACAGAGCAAGCUUGAACAAUAUGCCAAUGCUCUCAUCGAAACGAGUUUCAAAUACUUGACGGUGUCUAGUUACUUCGGAAACUUCGAGAGGAAUCGUAUGGGGCUGAAACGAUUAUACAGGAAGUUGUCCGACGAGGCGUGGGAUGAUGCGAAAGAUCUUAUCAAUUUCAUCACUCUACGUGGUGGAGAAAUGCACUUUGAUAAUAGGGCAACCUAUUGGGACAGCGAUAAAACAAGGGACUUGCAAGUCAAUGAAAAUGAUCUGUCGGAGCUUGAGAGAAUGAGUAACGUUUUGGAUAACUACAAGAUGUUGGCAGACGAAGCUAUAAAAAUACAAAGAGAAGUGGUGAAGCAUACUGACGCAGAUGGAUCCGUUGCACACUAUUUUGAAGAGAGAUUUUUCAAACGACAAACUAAAACGGUUCACACACUCUCCGGUUACGUCAAUGAUCUCAAGCGGUUCUUUGCGGACGCUGAUGCGUCACUUGCACUAUUCCUUUUCGAUGAAUAUUUAAAAACAUCUGUAUAAAUUCUUCCAUAGUUACGAUGUUAUAGAUUAAUUUUUAUUUUAGUAUCAAUGAUGAUGAUAAUAAUGAUACAGGUGAGUUUUCUUCUUUCUUCAUUUGUUCUCUGUAAAUUGUAAUAUACGAUGUUUCAAGACGGUUU